GGUUGGGCUAUAGAAAAGCCCGUGUAUCGCCAUUUCGCCCAGCUUCCCGGCCUUCCUUGUCCAUCUCCCUUUUCUCUCCUCCUCCUCGCGUGCUCCCCGCGCCGCCUGCGCCGAUCUCUCCGUCCCGCUGCCGGCGGCGCCGCGCCCCCACCCCUGCUGCUGCUGCUGCUGCUUCCGCGGCAUCCUCGCGGAGCUCCCCCUCCGCUGCCGCCGAUCCCCGUCCCUCGUAGCACCGGGGUGCUGGCGUCGUCCGCCCUGCUGCUGCUGCUGCCGCUGCUUCUUCUUCUCCCGCCGCAUCCUCCUCCUCGCCGGAAUUGAAAUAAAGGAUUACCACAUUAAGGUUGAGGGUCAGCUCGUAAAGCAAAUUUUCAGCAACACACUGAUGACUCCAAAAUGGAGUGAAUGCUCUUCAAAUAGUUAUAGAGAAUUAUCUUCAAAGGAAAAUGGAGAAGGGAAAUCAUCCAUAACAGAAGCAGUGCCUUCAUCUACAAGCUAUUUUGGUUCACCAGCUGUCAACAGAAUGUGUUCUCUAUCUGCACAAAAGAAGGAUGGCAAUGUCUAUAAAAGGAGGAAGAUGGAGAAGGAUUCAACUUCCCUUACAGCAAAUGAAGAAUUUAAAGAAAUGACAGCUCAAAACUGCACUUCUGAAGAUCACUCUUCAUUACUGCUACCUGUUACUUCAGAUGCAAUGGUUUCAAAUUCAACGGCACCUAUCCUUGAACAUGAUGAGCCUGCUGGAGUUCCGCUGGUGCCAAGAUCUGGUGUGAAUGAUAGAUCUUCAGUAUCUAGUAUGCUGCCACCUUUCAUGAUGUUUGAUAAAAAGGAUGCUACUGAAUGUUCCUCGUCAAAUAUUGGUUCUACAGAACCAAUGACAGGCUUCACAUCGGCAAGGGAUCUUUGCAUUGCCAUACUGAGGGAAGAUGGACUCAUAACUGAAUCUCGAACUAAAAUCAAGGCAGAGGAAUUGACUGGUUAUGAUGCCAACUUACUGUUCCAAUGCAAAACUUGUGGGAAAUCAGACCAUCCAUUAAAGAUGCUUAUAUGUGAUUCUUGCGAAGCAGCGUUCCAUCUGUCUUGUUGCAUCCCUCGUGUUCAUGAGGUACCAACUGAUGAAUGGUAUUGUCUGCCAUGCUUCAGGAAGAAACCAAAGAGUCAGUAUGGCAAGCUGUCAGAGGGAAAGGUCAAAUCUUCAGGGAAUAUCAACCAAAGGCCUCAUGGCAUGAGUCAUAUAGAGUACAUGUUAAAAGAUACCAAACCAUAUGUUACUGGGGUUCGAAUUGGUAUAGACUUUCAAGCAGAAGUGCCAGAAUGGUCUUGUCCUACUUCCAGUGGUGAUGUUUAUUGCGAGGAGCCCUCUGAAUUUGAUUCUGCUGACCUCACUAAACUGAACUGGUCAAAAACUAAUACUCAGUAUAGAUCUUCAAUCGGUAAUUGGAUACAAUGCUGUGAGAUCUUGAGUGAAGGAGAUUCUGAUAAGCCAGUCGUCUGCGGCAAAUGGAGACGGGCACCUCUAUUUGUUGUUCAGUCAGAUGAUUGGGACUGCUCCUGUUGUCUACCUUGGGAUCCAGCUCACGCUGAUUGUGCUGUUCCGCAGGAAUUGGGUACGGAUGAAGUUCUAGGGCAGCUGAAGUACGUGAGGAUGACUUGAAGAAUUAGUAAGUAGUACAGACGAUGAGUUUUUUGGGUCAGGAAAAGGGCACAUUUUGAGAAUAGCACAGCAAUUUAAGAAUUAGGUCCACACCUAGCCUGUCUAAAGAGUAAAUUGCACUCGUGGUGGCGGAUCUAGAAAUUCCCUUGAGCCUGGGCAAGCCUAACAGGGGCUGAUGUAGCAUCCCCUAAAAGAAGCAGAUUAAGUAGAGUUAUUAAGUGAUAAUCCAAUGUCUGAUGCAGCGGAGCCUAGGCAACUGCCCGUGGUGCCCGGGCCCUAGCUCUGCUACUGCACUCUCACGGUACAACAACUCGGCAGGUGUGUGUGAUCUAGUACAAGAACUUGAGAAUUGAACGCCUAGUUGCAACAACUUGGCAAGUGGGUGCAUUCUAGUUCAAGAAUUUGACAAUAUUUAUAGUAUUUUGGUGCAACAACUUGGUUAGGGAUGUUGUGCUGUUUUGGUCAACGAGUGCUAGAUGAGUUAUUCCAUGAUGUCAAUAUGCCAUCACAUAGAGCAAUCCUGUGGAUAUUAUCUUGCAAUAUUGGAUUUAAUGUAUAAGAACUACGUUGCUUAACCAAUUUGCACCCUUGGUUUGGAUUUUUUGUUUCACUUUCUCAAAUGUUAACCGAAAUACAAAAUUUUCUGCAUAGUAAAAUUUAAUUGACUUGUAGUUACUAGAAUGAAAAAAAUAAGUAUGCGUAUACAAAUUUGCGCAAGUAUAUUGACAACGAAAGUACAUAAAAAAUCGAAUCUGUAAAGCAAAAAGAUGCUUGAAAUAAUUAGUUCUUGCAUCACUACUUAAGUUAUUAUACCAAAAUCAUACCCGCCUUGCAAGUUGUUGCACCCGUAAGCUCACUUAUAUAUUGCACCCAUUUACUAAGUUGUUGCACUAGCAUACUCACUUCUCAAGUUCUUAUUAAAAAAUAAAUAUUUUUUUGACUUGUUUUAUCAUCAAAGAAACUAUAAUCUUACUCUUUUACAUAUUUAUACUAAAAUUUUGAAUUAGAUGAAUGGUCAAACGUUAUGCGAAAAGUCAAUGGUGUCAUUCUUUUUGAGAUGGAGGGAGUACUGAACUGCACCUACUUGCUAAGUUGAUGUACUGUGAAUGCAAUUUACUCCUAUCUAAAUCAUCUGCCGACAUCAUAAAUCUUUGUUCCUCUUGUGCAGUUCUUGUCAUGCCUGUGUUAGUGGAACGAUGUAUUGCUGUACCAUGUUCUUGUUUGUUAGAAUUAUCAUCAAAUUCUGUAUGCAUAUGCUUCAAUAUGUUUUCAACUGAGUUACUAGUUCAGUUCUUGCAUUUACUCAUGCUUGGUAUAGUAGUAAAUCCUUUAAAAUCCCUCUGUAGCAAUCUUAUAAAAAUUAAGUAACAUAUAAGUUAAUUAAAUAUUACAUAUAAUAUAUCGAAUAUAUUAAUAUAUAUUAAAUAUUUAAAUAUGUUAAUUAAAUAUUUGUUUAUCAAAUUAAUAUAUUUUAAAUUAAAUAUAUUUAGCUUAUCCAGAUUCGUAGUACUAUAAAGUGUCCCAUCCAUCCAAAAUCCCUUAUAUUUUAGGACGGAGGGAGUAGUAAAUCCUUCUAGAUGAGUACAUAGAACUGUUACCACUUAGGGGAACUUUCUUGGCAAUCAUGGAUAGAUUCUUUGCAAUUGUUGCUUUGUAAAUUUUCGCCUUUUUUCUGUACAUAACUCUCUUAACAUAUAUUAAUAGAUAGCGCAGUAAGAGUCUCCUGCUGUUUUCCAUAAAAAAAAGAAAAAAAAAACUAACCUGGGGAACCUGUGCUUCCUGUUUUUGACUGUCCUCAGAUGCAAUAGCUGUCAAAUUUUGGUUAGGGCAAUUUUAUUUUCUUUCAUACAGGACAUUAAUUAAACAAAAUGCUAUAUGAUUAUUGAUUUUACUAUUGUCAAUUGGCGAGCUAAAAAUAUCUGUCUGAACCUAAUUUAUGUAAUGAACUCAAGGUUUCGAAUCAACUGACAUCUUCUCUUUCAU
Messenger RNA from Oryza sativa Japonica Group (Japanese rice), 3631 nucleotides. The record is from RefSeq and is a predicted model, not a curated record. Lineage: Eukaryota; Viridiplantae; Streptophyta; Magnoliopsida; Poales; Poaceae.